AUGGUAACGGGCUCCGUCCAACCUUUGCCUUCGCCUCUGCCGCAACCAACACCGUCUCCGCCGAUCACGGCGCCCUAUGGAUACCCGCCCUUCAUCAUCGUCCUCACCUCCAUCCUACUCCUUAUCUUUUUCCUGGUCUUAUUCUCCAUCUACUUCUGUCGCAACUUUUUUGGCUCGUGCACGAGCCUCCGUCGCGGCCCCACAGGGGACGGUGCGGGUCCCACCGCCCUGCCCGCCCCUGACACGCCUGGGCCAGGCCUCGACCCUGUCCUCGUCCGGUCGUUCCCUACCUUUGUCUACUCGACCGUCGAGGGCUUCCGAAAGGAAAAGUACGGGCUCGAGUGUGCCAUAUGCCUCGUCGAGUUUCAAGGAGACGACAUCCUCCGGCUGUUGACCACGUGCUACCACGUGUUCCAUGAGGAGUGCGUGGACCUCUGGCUCGGGGGCCACCGCACGUGCCCCGUGUGUCGGCAGAACCUCGACUCCCCUACGGCCCAAUCGCCCGUCAAAUCCUCGGGCAGCGGUGACGAGGCAACGGGGGUAGGGUCCGAAAGCUACACCAUCACGAUAAAGGAGGGAGACGACGAGGACAAGCAGGAUUGUGGUGACGUGGAAAAUCACAUGAGGUCGCACUCAACGGGGCAUUCGUUGGGCACAGGUAGGGAGAGAUAUACUCUAGUGCUGCCGGAGCACGUGAGAUCGAGCAUCAUUAGGGGUCAUCAUAAUCCGAGCCAUAGUUGGCCUACAUUCGGGAAAUCGAACAACACUAGUGAUAGCAAUGGUGUCGGUCAUCGGAUUCCAACAAAGUUAGACGGUAGAGAUAGAGAAGAACACAAAGAAUAG
This is a messenger RNA of Striga hermonthica, 843 nucleotides long. The record is from the annotation of a GenBank genome assembly. NCBI's taxonomy places the organism in Eukaryota, Viridiplantae, Streptophyta, Magnoliopsida, Lamiales, Orobanchaceae.